GAGUGACGAGAUGAGCCCGCAACGUGUAGAAGGGCUGGGUAUUUUUUUUUCUUCUUUUGUAAUACGCGCGAGUGUGAAACCAAAGAAGGUUCAUUAUCGAAGUGAAUAUUAUAUAUAAUAUAACGAGAUUACAAUGUGGGACGAAGAAGCUGCACCGUGGGACAUCGAGGAACCUGCUCCGGAAGCGAGUGCCGAGGGUGCGGCGGAAGGUGCGCCCGCCGAGGCAGCUGCCGCCGAGAAACCUGUCUUGAAAUUGUUAAAGCUUGAGCCGCCACAUUACAAUCACCACUGGGUUCGACCACUGUUUCUUAAUUACGCGUAUCUUUACGAUUAUAGGAAGAACUAUUACGACGACGUGAUCGAUUAUCUUAAUUCGAGGCAGAAGGGUAUAUACCGCGAGCCGCCCAGGGCUCAGGAGUGGGCAGAAAGAACUAUAAGGACCUACGAUCAAAAGAACACAGACAAGAGCUUCAAACGAUCGGCCGACAUGAAGUACAUCACUAAUAUGACAUUCACAGGCAGACACUACAGUUAUCAUACUCGUGCUUACUAUAGUCUGAAAUACCAGAAGAUUCUGUGAAUCCACAGACCGCUGUUAAAAGCAGUCAAAAGGCAACUAUCAAAGACAAGUGAAAUUUCACAUAUCUGUUCACGUAUACACAAUCUCUCAAGAUCUUCAUCAAUAUUUAUUUUUUGACGAAUGUCUUUCUAAUUGUCUCUAUUGUAUUUCUUGUUUGCAAUUAGAUAAUUUUUAUUAGGUGUUUUGUAUAAACUAGUGAGAUAAAUAAUAUUGUAAUUCAAAUGUGAUUGGCACUAUUGAUGAAAUCAGCAAUGCAAUGAUUGCAGCUGAAAUGAUAUAUGUUUGUACACUUACUUGGCAUAUGUACCAUUAAAGAUUAACAUUGUAUAG
This is a messenger RNA of Trachymyrmex cornetzi, 910 nucleotides long. RefSeq names its product flightin (gene fln). NCBI's taxonomy places the organism in Eukaryota, Metazoa, Arthropoda, Insecta, Hymenoptera, Formicidae. The transcript is spliced from 3 exons. The record is from RefSeq and is a predicted model, not a curated record. The coding region runs from base 134 to 580 and encodes 148 amino acids.